Molecule: messenger RNA, 1294 nt
Organism: Elaeis guineensis (African oil palm)
Lineage: Eukaryota; Viridiplantae; Streptophyta; Magnoliopsida; Arecales; Arecaceae
Product: S-type anion channel SLAH1-like
Biological process (GO): transmembrane transport; intracellular monoatomic ion homeostasis
Cellular component (GO): membrane
Molecular function (GO): voltage-gated monoatomic anion channel activity
Source: RefSeq, a predicted model, not a curated record
UGAGAUGCGGUUGUAAUGAGAGAAGAAGGAAAGUGAGAAAAGGACACAGAUAUAAGCCAUCACUUUUCCUCGAUGGAGGAAAGAGAGCAGCAGCUCCCAAUCACUACCAACUCUUCCACCCCGAGGCAAACACCAACGACGGGCCUCAAUAUAGUUGCCACUAGCAAAGUUCUCGCCUGGCUCUCCAACCUGACCAGAUUCCAUGCCGGAUACUUCCGCAUUAGCCUCUCCCUCUGCGGCCAGGCCCUGCUAUGGAAGACUCUCAGCGAGCCCACCACCGACGCCCACGCCCUCCGCCCUGUCAUACACACGCUUCCCUCGGCCGCCUUCUUCUUCCUCUGGUCCCUCGCUCUUUUCUCUCUCGUGGCUCUCUGCCUCCUUUACGCCGUUCGCUGCCUCUUUCGGUUCGAAAGCAUCAAGGCCGAGCUCUCCCACCAUGUGGGCAUGAACUACCUCUUUGCUCCAUGGAUCUCAUGGCUCCUCCUCCUCGAGUCCACCCCCUUCCUCCACCCUAAGACCGCCAGCUAUCUGGUCCUCUGGUGGGUGUUCUCGGUCCCCAUAUUCGUGCUCGACGUCAAGAUCUACGGGCAGUGGUUUACCAAGGGGAGGAAGUUGCUGUCGAUGGCGGCGAAUCCCACGAGCCAGAUUUCGGUGAUCGGGAACCUGGUAGGGGCGAGGGCGGCGGCGAGGAUGGGGUGGCGGGAGAGCGCCUUGUGCAUGUUUUCACUUGGGAUGGCGCACUACCUCGUGCUCUUCGUCACCUUGUACCAGAGGUUCGUGGGGAGCAAUAGCCUCCCGGCGAUGCUCCGCCCGGUAUUCUUCCUCUUCUUCGCGGCGCCCGGCAUGGCCAGCUUGGCCUGGGAUUCCAUUUCUGGCACCUUCGACAAUGCCUCCAAGAUGCUCUUCUUCCUCUCCCUCUUCCUCUUCGCUUCCUUGGUGUCGAGGCCAGCACUGUUCAGGAGAUCCAUGAGGCGGUUCAACGUUGCAUGGUGGGCGUACUCCUUCCCGCUGACCGUGCUGGCCCUGGCGGCCACUGAAUAUGCCCAGGAGGUGAAGGGGUUCAUCUCUGACGCCCUCAUGCUCGUCCUCUCCGUUCUCUCCGCGCUUGUCACCCUCGCCCUCUUGGUCUUCACAUUCCUCAAAACCCGCGAUCUCUUGCCCCAUGACGAUCCCUUCGCACCAUCGUCCUCCAUGUCGACUGCCUUCGUAAUGCCUACACUGCAAACAUAGCCAUGCACUACAGCUAAUUUAUGGACAUGAUCAGUGAUAGACUUGUUCCAUGUGUAAUCUUGAA